Messenger RNA from Melanotaenia boesemani (Boeseman's rainbowfish), 1394 nucleotides. It is a transcript of the gene nog1, whose product is annotated as noggin 1. The record is from RefSeq and is a predicted model, not a curated record. Lineage: Eukaryota; Metazoa; Chordata; Actinopteri; Atheriniformes; Melanotaeniidae. The transcript has a single exon. Gene Ontology annotation, biological process: osteoblast differentiation; negative regulation of BMP signaling pathway; negative regulation of cell differentiation. Bases 341 to 1009 code for a protein of 222 amino acids.
UUCAAAGAAGGGCACACGAAUUACAUCACGCUGCGCGUGGAGGAUAAAACGGAGGUCGCGGCUUACGCUCAGCGCUUUUCCCUGCAAAAGGGACUACUGGAGCAUCAUGCCGAGCCCCUGCGCACGGAGCAUAGGGAUACAGCUGAUCUUUGCCACGCGUAUGAUAAGCAGAAAUUGGUUCCUCUGAUUCUGCUCCGGACGAAUCUCUUAUCUCUGCUGCGGAUUUUUAUGAUGGGAAAGUGAGUUUUAGGGAAAUUUGAGAUCCGGCUCAGGCGUAAUUGCGCACAAGAAAGUGGCCUCCAGAAGCUCGUGUGUGCGCGCGCUCAUCUCACCGUUUGACAUGGAUCAGUCUCAUCAGUGCACAGCCGUCUAUCUGCUGAUGCUGUCGCUCGGCCUUUUAAUAGACAGAGGAAUUUGUCAGCACUACUACCUACUACGGCCCAUCCCGAGCGACAGCCUGCCACUUGUGGAAUUAAAAGAGGAUCCGGAUCCGGUCUUUGACCCCAAGGAGCGGGACCUUAACGAGACUGAGCUGAAAAGCAUCUUGGGAGACUUUGACAGUCGCUUUUUGUCCGUGCUGCCGCCCGUGGAGGACAAAUACGCAGGCAUCGAGGAAUCCGAUGACUUUGAGAGCCAAAAGGCGACCGGAAUUCUGCCCAAGGAGAUCCGAGCGCUGGAUUUCGACGUCCAGUUCGGCAAAAAGCACAAGCCCAGCAAGAAACUGAAGCGGCGGUUGCAGCAGUGGCUGUGGGCCUACUCCUUCUGUCCGGUGGCGUACACUUGGACCGACCUGGGGAGCAGAUUCUGGCCGCGGUUUGUGCGCGCAGGCAGCUGUCUGAGCAAAAGGUCGUGCUCGGUGCCGGAGGGGAUGGUGUGUAAACCCGCGAACUCAACCCACCUGACCAUACUGAGAUGGAGAUGCAUACAGAGGAAAGGAGGACUGAAAUGCGCCUGGAUCCCGGUUCAGUAUCCGGUCAUCACAGACUGCAAAUGCUCCUGCUCAAGUUAAAAGAUUAUUCUCUAAACUUAAAUUAUAAGCUCAGUAUUUUUAUAAUUAUUUUUCCACGUGCACUACGGAGUGUAUGAAUGUAUUUUCUGUAUAUGCGUUGCCAUGCAGUUUCUUUUUAUUGUUUUUUUUUUUUAUAUAAAUGGCUAUCUAUAAAACUCCUUGUACAAAGUCAGUAUUAUUGUAACCAGAGUCUACUUUAUUUGUGGAGAAUAUUGGUUAUAUAUUUUGUAUUUAUGGAGCUGUGGCGCAGAGCCACGUAAGGACUUACUGUUUCCAUAUCUGGAUGAAGCAGAUCGACCUCAGAGUUGAACAUUAAUUAUGGAUACAGACAUGUAUCAGUGACUUUUUAUCCUGUAAAUAAAGGAAAUGCAUUAUUUAUUCUUUA